GGCGCCCCGAUGAGGUGAGCCAUGUCUGACCGCGCCGGACCCGCCUCGGACCCCGAGGGGUCGUCCUCAGCCUCCUCCUCGUCCCCCGGCUCCCCGCAGCGAGACGCCACGCCGGCCGGCUCCCAGGGGAUCCUCAUCCAGCUGCCAGGCGCCAAGGACGGGGCGGACUGGGAGAGCCCGGAGGGGAGCGAGCUCAUCUUCGCCCUGGACAAGGAUGAUGAGGAAGGAGCUGCCCACUGCCCGGAGGAGGCUGCUGUCUGCGUGGACACGGGGCUGCCGCAAACCCACCCCCAGGCCGCCUUCCAGCUGCCGUUCCCCAUGCCUUCCCCACCGGAGCCGGGCUUCCUGCCCAACCUCCCCUUCUGCAGCCUGCCCGGCUUCCCGGGGCAAAGCCCCCCGGCGCCGCCCGGCUUGCAGGCAUCCUCGAGCCCCCGGCCGCUCAUCAACCUGGUGAAGUCCCUGUCCACCGAGAUCGAGCCCAGGGACAGCUCCGCGCUCAAGCCCCAGCCCCUGCUGAGCUUGGUCAAGUCCAUCUCGACCGAGAUCUCCCGCCUGGAGCCCGAGGUGACGCCGUCCAAGUCGGACUCCAAGCUCCACGUGCACCGCUGGCGGCAAAUCACCCAGCCCAAGGGCCGGAACGGGGACUCGCGGACGGCCCCUUCCUCCCCCAGCGUCUCCCCCUCGGACAGCCGGGGCAGCUUCUUCAAGGCGCAGGAGGCCAAGUUCGAGGACACCAAGCGCCGGUUCUCCGAGGCCAUGCAGGAGCCCCUCAGCCGCCUCAGCAAGAUCAUUGGGGACGAGAACAACGCCUCGCCCAAGCACAAGCCCGGCGCCGGUGCCCACGACGUCCUGUCCAGCCACAGCGGAGACCCCGCCACCGCGGAGGCCAAGGCUUCCCGGGUCAGCCCCGCCAGAGCCGAGGGCGCGGGCAAGCCGAGCCGGAAGAGCCAGCCCAAGGACUGCGUCCCUUGGGGGCACAGGUGGGAGCCGACCUGGAACUGCCGGUACGAGAUCUGCUCCUACGGGGACGUGAUCCAGGUGGUGGAGGUGGAGCCGAGCGAGCGCGGCGUCGAGGAUGCCCGAUUGCUGCCGGCCCCGGAUGACGAGCUGCGCCCGGGCCCAGCCUGCAGCGUGGUGCCCUGCCAGACCCUGGCUUUCAUCGCCAUCGCGGCGUACAGCUACUUCAUCCUGCCUCUGCCCUCCUACCUCUCCGGCCUCUGCCUGGGGCUGGCUUGCGGCUUCCUCCUGGGCUUCCUGCUCAUCCUGUUCCUGGUGCCGCGGCGUUCCCUGUGCCCGCACCGGGCGCGGGGCCGGCAAGACCAGCUGCUGGAGCAGCUGGCGAGGAAGCCCCGGGACCCCCACAUGCUCAAGAGCUGGAUGAACGAGAUGUAUUUCUACGACCCCGAGAUCUACCACCCGCUGCUCACGCACUCCGUGUUCGUGACGCUGGAGGGCUGCGUCCUGAAGCUCUCCUACCCCAAGACCAACCUUCCGCGCCGAGCCACCUUCGACGAAGAGCUGCUCGACGUGGCCUUUGUCAGCCACCGGAGCUACGACAUGAGCAAUGCCAAGGUCUUUCUCUUCCCACCGGGCCUGGCUCGGAAGCGGAUGUGGAACAAGAAGUAUCCCAUCUGCAUCCUCUUCCCAGAGCACGACGACCUGGAUCUCAGAGGCGCCGGCGAGCCCGACGCAGCUGUCCAGAGAGAGGAGGGCCUGCGAAGAGCUGCGGUGCCGGGCCCAGAUGCAGCCACGAAGCCUCCCGGGGACCCCAGGGAAAGGACCCUCUAUCUCUUUGGGAGGACAGGCAGGGACAAGGAGGAGUGGUUCCAGCAUCUCGCAGCAGCCUCCUGCAAGGAGGUGCAAAGCCCCAGCGGCAGCGAAGUCCGAUCAGGGCUUGGGCCAGAGCAGCUCUCCAGCCCUUCGGGGAAAGGGGUCGGCAGCAACGGCAGCAGCCAGAGCAGCACGGAGGACAUCCCUUCCCUGCUGAAGCCCAAGGAUGUCGUGGGGACCAUCCGGCAGAAGCUGCUCCUGGAUUACGGCGCCUACAUGUCUCGCCUGGUGCAGCCGGACGUGGCGCCCAGCCCGCUCCCGAGCCCCUGCGCCAGCUCUGCGGGCAGCCCGACCCCCAGGAAGGUCCCUGGGGACGUGGACGGCAGCAGCGAGAGCUACAUGGCCUGGAUGAAUGCCCUGGUUGGCCGCAUUUUCUGGGAUUUCCUGCGAGAGAAGUACUGGGCGGACCAGGUGUCCAACAAGAUCCAGAAGAAGCUCAGCAAAAUCAAGCUCCCGUACUUCAUGAACGAGCUGGCGCUCACUGAGCUGGACAUGGGGACGUCCAUCCCCCUGGUUCUCAGUGCUGCCAACCCCACCAUCGACCGCCGAGGGCUCUGGGUGGAUCUGGAAGUCACCUACAGCGGGUCCUUGCAGAUGACCCUGGAGACCAAGAUGAACCUGUGCAAGCUGGGGAAGGAGGCGCUGGCCGAGGAGAGCGGGCAGGCGGACCCCGGUGGGGAGCGGGUGAAGCCACGGGCCAAUCUCUUGGCAGACAGCGAUGCAGAGUCCUCCAGCGCUGGCUCCUCGGACGAGGAGGAUGUCCCCGCAGCAGAGCCCUCUGGCGCUCUGGGAGAGAGGAUCGUGCCCCCCACCACCGAAGGGCUGACGGCCCACCCUUCCCCGCCGCUGGGCCACGUCGGGGGCAACAGCACCAGCCGCAAGAUCCUGCGCUUCGUGGACAAGAUCGCCAAGUCCAAGUACUUCCAGAAAGCCACCGAGAACGAGUUCAUCAAAAAGAAGAUCGAGGAGGUGUCCAACACGCCGCUGCUGCUGACGGUGGAGGUCCAGGAGCUGUCGGGGACCCUGGCUGUGAAUGUCCCUCCACCCCCAACGGACCGAAUCUGGUACAGCUUCCGGCUCCCGCCCCAGCUGGAGAUGAGAGUCCGCCCCAAGCUGGGGGAGCGGGAAGUCACCUUCAUCCACGUCACGGAGUGGAUCGAGAAGAAGCUGCAGCGCGAAUUCCAGAAAAUCUUGGUGAUGCCAAACAUGGAUGACCUCAUUGUGCCCAUCAUGCGUGCUGGGAUGGACCCCCGGCCGCCCGCCGCGGGGCCCUGAAAGGCCGGGCUUGCGCACAACAAGACGACGGACUCCGAAGGUUGAUUUUGGGGCCUGGAUGCUGUAGAGGACUGGGGCGGUCGCUGAUGGGCCCUGCUGAGCUGGGCUGGGAACUGCCUGCCUGCCGGAGCCGGGCGCCAGCCUGGAUCUUCGUGGUUCAUCUCUUCAUCUUGUUUCCAGCAUGCCUCGCCCCGGCUACGGGACCUCUCCUUUAACUAUCCGCAGCGCAGCAAGGGCACAAGCCUUCUCACCCGGCGAGGGAGCAGAGGGGAGAAGAAAUCUCCUCCUCUCCUCCUGGGUCCCUGUGGAUUCCUACACCCACUUCAGGCCAGGUGGGAAAGGUCCGUGGCUGCGGGAUGGGCUUGGCAUGGUCCUGAAAUGGGAGCUCCAAGCUACCAGGACCCGAGUCGGCACCGGCCUUGGCACGGAGCACCUGAGUCUGUCGGGAACAUUGCAGGCAGGAAAGAAAUAGAGACAAAACCCCUCCCUUCCCUCCUCCUGAUACCCAGUAGCUGUGACUGGUCCCUGGCCCCCUGCACAGUGGGGUUGAGUAUCAUGCCCUGCUGGAAGAGAGCAUGUGGGUGUAAAAGGCUGUCUGUGCAUCUGUCUGGGGUACACGGCCCCUGUCCAGGAACAUGCCCGUAAUCCCCCUGCCCUGGGGCGGAGCCCUAGGAAGGCACCCUGUCGGUCUCCUUCUGGUGGGUCCCUUUGCUCCAGAUGUUUUCCUGGGGUCAUGCAUGCAAACCUCCAGCCGUCUGGCACAUGUCAGGGCUGGGCAGAGGCAGGAGCAUCCGAAUGUGAGCCCGGGGGCAGCGAGGAGUGGAAUGGUUGCCUCCCCCGUGCAAUAAUGGCAUUAGCUUCUGGCCAGGGAAGUCCCCAAGCUGCGUGCAAUCCAAGGGCUUUGCAAACCUCCAUGGGUGUGCUGGGGCUGAGCAGGGUGGGCUGGCACAGCCAAAUAAAGGUUUGCAUCAAUCUGUCA
Messenger RNA from Alligator mississippiensis (American alligator), 4084 nucleotides. Its product is annotated as testis-expressed protein 2. The record is from RefSeq and is a predicted model, not a curated record. Bases 22 to 3105 code for a protein of 1027 amino acids. Lineage: Eukaryota; Metazoa; Chordata; Crocodylia; Alligatoridae. The transcript has 11 exons. Gene Ontology annotation, cellular component: endoplasmic reticulum. Gene Ontology annotation, molecular function: lipid binding.